Cladophialophora immunda is the source of this 2083-nucleotide messenger RNA. RefSeq lists its product as uncharacterized. Bases 267 to 1790 code for a protein of 507 amino acids. The transcript has a single exon. The record is from RefSeq and is a predicted model, not a curated record. Lineage: Eukaryota; Fungi; Ascomycota; Eurotiomycetes; Chaetothyriales; Herpotrichiellaceae.
CUCCUCGACCAGGCCUUGACUCUUCUUGUUUGAGACAAGAGAUAGGACUCCUGAACACUUUGUCUUCUAGGCCCUGAGUUAUCCUGCAAAGGUGUCCUUUUUUCCCAUCUUGCAGCCAUGUACGCAGGAACUCCCUCGCGAGCCCGCGGCACAGAUUCUUCGCAUUGACAGCCUUCCCGGCGGCAGUCCGAGUCAGGAUAUUGGAUAACAAAUGAAUUCAUGUCUCGGUCUUGCAGAUCUAUUUCCAUACAGUAACAUCUAGAGCUAUGUUUCGGUUCGCAAAUGCCAUCCCAUCUCUUAGGGGAGCGACCAAUUCUGCACUCGAGAGCAAUGCAAACUCUGUAGAUGAGGCAGAGGACCACGUUCCCCCACUAAACACCAUCCCUCCCAACAACAACAACCACGACCCGACUCUCAUCCAAAGCAUGCCUCCUUGGGCAAGAGAGUUGAACGAUGCACGAUCCAACAGGCACAGCCGAGCCUCGUCGGUGGUCUCCACCCAGUCCAAGUUCACCACUACGACUCUGCAAGAAGAUGCGCGCAGCAUCGAUAUCAAUGUCGGCGGCCAGUACUUCCGGAUCAGUCGGGAUGGUUCGCGAAUUACAGCUGAUGCUCCACCGCCAUACACUGGCUGGGCUGACACGAUACGCUUCCCAGGAGACCGAGCAAGCGAUGUGGUGAGCUUGGAUAGUCGCAUUGAAGUGGACAGUCAAGAUGUCGACGAAGACGAUUUGGAGGACGGAGCAGUUACUCCGAGGUCAACAUUCACCGCCAUCGACCAUGAUGCUGGUGUGCGAGCCAAUAUCCUGGAUCCGACCGAGCUUGAGAUGCCCUCACCGGUAGGACAUGAUCAGCUCAACAACCGCUCAUCCUCGGCCACCCUCAUCAGUGACAGAAGGACCACCGGUUCUGCUGGGGGGCUCGACCAAGGCCUGUUGAGUGGAGAGGACCCAGAGAUUCUGCCUGGUCCGAACCCAGGCCAUCACAGAAGGAGGGUGGUCUCAGAAGAUCUCAUGCUCGACAGGACGGAUCAGUUGCCACGGUCAUCACCGUCGAGAAGGACGCCUCGGGGACGCCUCCCUCGACUUAUCACGUCUGGCGAGAUUUCGCGGCUCAGCCAUCGACCUCGAUACUCUCACCAGCGCUCCAACAGAUCGCGAGGACGUUCACUCCAGAUCCGAUCUGCUGGCGCAGUUCUGGGUGACAUGCCUGAUAAUGGUGAACCGCGAUCUCCUGAUUACAUAGGGAGGAACGCUCGUGGAAGGUUCCCUUUUCCCAUCAGGGCCAUCACGACCCAGAAUACCAGCGCCCCAAGAGAUGGCGACUCCUCCGCCAGAGGGUCGAAUCCUCUCGACAUGAGCGAGACACCGGAGGAAAGCAAUACACCUCUACCCAUGGACGACGAGAACGACAUCUCCCUCCACUACGCACGAAUGAUGAGGAAAUUGGACUCGACGCAUCGCAAGGCCAUUCUCUUCAAGGACAAGCAAGUGGCGGAGCUUCGGGAGAAACUGAACGAAAAGGACAUUGUGUUGAGACAGCAGCUACGGGCCAAAGAUUUCAUCAUUGAUGAUCUGAAGAAACGGCUGAGCAAUCUCGAGGAGAACGUGGAGGUGAUGCUGGAAAAGGCCCGACAUCAAGUGGAGGAUCUGUGGGAGUCUCGGUGGAAAGAUCGUGACUUUCAUCUGCGAGAGCGCAUGAGACGCAUAGAGGAGGAGGCACAGAAGACGAUCGAGCGAGUGAGGGUCUGUCAAGGACAGUCCGAACAAGGCCCGAACAGUAAUGAGUAGGCGGGCCAGCUGCGAUAAAAGACGCCACCAGAGAGGGCGAGAGCUGGAUGAAUGUAACGAGCUGGACGGGUGAAUAGGGUUCCUUUCUACCGGGAUCGCGGAGAGGUGACCUGCGACAAUUAGUUACCACGAGUAAUGAGGUGGAGGAUUUUUCAUAUAGAAUUGAGCAUAUACGGAAUGCGGUGCAGUGGUGGACAGUGUAGCUAGGGAACCACAGCACUUGUUUCCGAUGUUGGCCGAGUGCGCAGUCUUCGGGCGGGAGGCUGGAAGUCUCGAAGCCUGUGCAGCUGGUG